UCAGUAUGUACAUCCCCAGGCAUCGACACUUGCAGCAUUUCUCUGUCAUCUGUCAAGUGAAUUAAAUGAUAAAACAACAAAUGAAUCUUUAGAUUUUACAUUUUUGUUUGCAUGGUUUAUCCAGUUAUCUAGUUGAAGAGGUGAUCGAUCGUGUGAAUUUAGUAAAGAGCCAGCUGAAACAUUCCUCAUAGAAGAAAUCCAUGACACCUUCAGGAAGAUAGUCAAGGAAAAAAAUAAUAAUCACGCGGAAUACAACGUAAUCACUAAUUUCUCAGGUAGAUGCUACUCUUUGAUUUGAUGUUUACUCUGGGCUUUAUUAAAACACCGAUCCAAAGAAUCAAGACAUCCGGGAAGUGACCUGAGUGACACCAACUACAAGUUGAUUACCAUAGGAAUUAUUCAACUCUUAUAAUCGGAUACAAUUUUCUGUUUUUACAUACGUCGUAUGAAAAACAUCGAGUGCCAUGGAACAGUUUAUUUUUAUCGAUAAGGAGACUGGAGAGAGUCUUUUCUCAUCUGUAGACGAUGAUGAUACUGACUUAAUCAAUAAAAAAAUUAUCAGUUCGACUAAUGAUGCAGAAACUGGAGAACCAGAGGUUGAUGUUGGAGGGACAAGUACUAAGAGAAGAGUUCCAUUUCAGAUCCCAAGGAAAAUCAAGGAGGAGCUAUCAUCAAAGGAAAAUGCUAAAAAUAAAAAACAAGGUCUUGCUGAUCCUCUACCAGAAGGCACCUCCUUUGCGCAGACAAAUCCAGUUUUCCUUUUUCUUCCUGCAAUAUUUUACUGCAGAUGGUUUGCACUUGGCCUCACGGUUUUCGAAGUACUAUUCCAUCGAUGGACACACUACAAAAAUAAGUCAUUGAGGGACUCGGAUGUGGAAUUUCGAUCGCCUUUUUAUGGAAUUACUUCAGAAUUUUGUGCACUGUGUCAGUAUGAAACUCGGAUGGAUAAAGUCGGUAAGAUGCAACAAAUAAGAAUGCACAAAUUUCUCAAGCAAUGUCAUUACAUGAAAAGAGCUGUCACGUAAAUUUACUAUUUAUGCUAAUUUAAAAAAAAAA
Messenger RNA from Fopius arisanus, 1056 nucleotides. RefSeq lists its product as uncharacterized. NCBI's taxonomy places the organism in Eukaryota, Metazoa, Arthropoda, Insecta, Hymenoptera, Braconidae. The transcript is spliced from 2 exons. The coding region runs from base 465 to 1025 and encodes 186 amino acids. The record is from RefSeq and is a predicted model, not a curated record.